AUGUCUCUCUUUGCCCUAUCCCAUCUUGCCAGUCUCGAGUCCGAACGAAUAACACGAACGGCAGUGGAAUCAACACAAAGUCCUGUCCAUACUGGCAACCGGCGGUGCAUAUACUGCAAAGAACCCACACUCGCGCACCACUGCAACGAGUGUCAAUCCAACUGGUUUUGCAGCUCCAAGUGUCAGAGGGCAAAAGCCCACAAUAUUGAUGCUGCCAACUACAUGGCCCUUUGCCCCGCGCAGAACAAACGACUGAAUACCCACCGUUACCUCGCCGAGUCCCUCAGAGCCGGUACCUGCGAGCCUCCCACUGAUCCGCAAACACGACAAGACUUCGGGUUCGAUCUUUGCCAAUAUGGCAAUAAACAAGAGGAACGCCUCCUUUGGGCGACAUACAAGGGCAAGUCACUACUCGCCGAGAUGAUCAAGCAGUACUUUGCCGAGGUUCGCCUUUUGACCAAAGAUGUAUACAUCUGGUGGUUUCGCCAUAAUAUCUGGGUCAUCAUACCUGAGGACAGCAGAAUGGGAUAUGCCAUGACAGUCCAUACCGAUCUCGUCCGGGAGUGCGCCAAGAUGUCACGGGUGUCCUGUCAGAUCCUGAAUGGCUGGGACCGAGAUCGAGAAAGUUGGUGGACCGGGCACACCAUUGACUACAUGGCAGCUCGCGUACGAGAAGCCAUACGUUCGGUGGAACAAGAAGAUCAAGCAAUGGACGGGGUCUCGAGCGACACCUUGAGUGAUAACGCAAACGAUAUCAGUCUCAAGAAUGAAAUACCCGUGCAAGAUAUCUAUCAGAAAUACUCAAGUGUACAGUGGCAAGAGAUAUCGGCAGACUUCCCACAGCGAUACAGUUCCCCAUGCGCAGGUUUCGUGCAUGUCUUACAAAGUCAAUAUCAGGCAGCUCUCCAAAGGGAAGACGCCCAUAAAGGCUUUCCGCGCUCAACUCUCUGGUUUGCUACCUACGGGGCCAUGGUGCUGAAUGCUGGCGACAAACGGCUCGCUGCAUAUACUGCCAGACCUUCAAUCUAUCCGUUUGCUGGACAAAGGAUCGAGACGACAAGGCAUCUGCCAUCAUUACAAAAAUUUCGCACCAGAAAAGGUUCGCUCUCCUCUUCGCUCAACUUUGACUUGCUAUUUCAUUACUGGCUAGCCAAUGGACAGCAAACAACCCCAAACACCAACAACACCAUGGCCGAAGUCAACCCCACCAGCCCACCACCGAGAUCCUGUUCAAGGACAUUGUCGUGA
Molecule: messenger RNA, 1248 nt
Organism: Colletotrichum lupini
Lineage: Eukaryota; Fungi; Ascomycota; Sordariomycetes; Glomerellales; Glomerellaceae
Exons: 6
Coding region: 1-1248 (415 amino acids)
Source: RefSeq, a predicted model, not a curated record